CAUGAAGCACAACCUGUCUCGCGUCAAGCUCAUCCACAACCCUAACUACCAGCGCUCUGGUAUCAAAUCCUACGUCUACCUGCUCAGAAAGUACAACUUCGUCCCCACCCUUGAUGGACCUUACUUCAUCGGCAAUGCGGUCGAACAACUCGGCAAGCCCAUUCUGGCCAGCAAGUUCGCUGUUCAUAUCGGCGGCAAGGCUCGUGUCAAGCAGCACAUCCUGAUGAAGAAGGAUCCCAGCACUGGUCAUCAAGGCCAAGUCUCUGCCGAAGACCAGCAGAACGACUCUGAGUAUCUCUGUCAAGUUUCCAUCGGCACUCCUCCUCAGACACUGACCCUCGACUUCGACACGGGCUCUUCAGAUCUCUGGNGUCUGACCAUUCAGACUCAAGGCCAACGUGCUGGCCACACCAUNUUUGACCCAUCCAAGAGCAGCACCUGGAAGGAUUCUCAGGGCAGCACUUGGCAGAUCUCGUACGGAGACCAGUCGUCGGCAAGCGGUACUGUCGGUACUGAUGUUGUCACCGUCGGCGGUCUCGCAAUCCAGAACCAGGCCGUUGAAGUCGCCGACCAGAUCUCUGCUCAGUUCGUCCAGAGCGCUGGCGAUGGUCUUCUGGGUUUGGCUUGGGGCUCCAUCAACACAGUCCAGCCCACNCCCGUCGACACUCCGGUCGAGAACAUGAUCAGCCAGGACGACAUGUACAUAUUCACUUCCACUGCUGCAUCGUACUACUUUGCUGACAUUUGUCUACAGNNUCCCAAGGAUGCUGAGCUGUUCACCGCUUACCUCUCUUCAAACAAGAGUGGUGAAGACAGCUUCUACACAUUCGGCUACAUUGACACUUCCGUCACCAACGGCCAGUCCAUCAACUGGGCUCCUGUCGACAACUCUCAAGGCUUCUGGAGCGUUGCAUCCACAUCUGCCCAUGUCAACGGCAAGCAGAUCCACCGUCGCAGCAACACCGCCAUCAUGGACACUGGCACUACUCUGGCACUGGUUGACGACUCUUUCGCCAAGUCUAUCUACGAGGCCAUCCCUGGAGCCAAGUACGAUUCAAGCCAACAAGGUUGGAUCUUCCCUACCAACACUGCUGCUUCUGCUCUUCCUGUUGUCACCGUCGCCAUCGGCGAUCACCAGUUCACCAUCAACAAGGAUGCCAUUGGCUUUGCCGAUGCAGGAAACGGCAUGACCUACGGCGGCAUCCAGAGUCGUGGCAACAUGACCUUCGACAUCUUCGGUGAUGUUGUCCUCAGGGGAAUCUACGCUGUCUUCGAUCAGGGCAACCAGAGAUUCGGAGCUGUUCAGCGCUCUGAGACCUCUACUUCCACCUCCAGCUCC
Molecule: messenger RNA, 1339 nt
Organism: Aureobasidium uvarum
Lineage: Eukaryota; Fungi; Ascomycota; Dothideomycetes; Dothideales; Saccotheciaceae
Source: the annotation of a GenBank genome assembly